GAAAACCGACACCGUGGUGGUGGGCGCCUACGACCAGGACGCACCCGGCCCUGACCAGCAGAAGCUGACGAUCGAGAAGGUCUUCAAGAACCCCAAGUUCAACAUGCUGACCAUCCACGACGACAUCACCCUGAUCAAACUGGCCACUCCGGCACAGCUGUCGGAUCGCGUGUCGCCCGUGUGCCUGCCCAAGGCUACCGACGAGUUCGAUGGGGGACUGACCUGCGUCACCACUGGCUGGGGGCUCACUAACCCCAGCGGUAUGUGCACUUUCUUGUCCCCAUCCCUAUUCCCGUCCCCUGCCUCAUCCAAAUCGCCAUCCCCAUCCUUGUCCGCUGUCUUUCCUGUCCCCUUCCUCAUCCAUAUGGUCAGUCCCCGUCCUCAUCUGAAUCGUAAUGCUCAUGCCAAUCUCCCACCCAGAUGCCCGUAAAUUCACAUCUGAAUCCGAACCCCCAUCCCACUCCCGUAUCCCCAUCCUCAUCCCUGUCCCGUUGCUCAUCCCCAUCACCA
This is a messenger RNA of Ficedula albicollis (Collared flycatcher), 510 nucleotides long. RefSeq names its product chymotrypsinogen 2-like. Gene Ontology annotation, molecular function: serine-type endopeptidase activity. The annotation marks the transcript as partial. The transcript has 2 exons. Lineage: Eukaryota; Metazoa; Chordata; Aves; Passeriformes; Muscicapidae. The record is from RefSeq and is a predicted model, not a curated record. Gene Ontology annotation, biological process: proteolysis.